UUACAAGAUGAAGAUAACCAAGAGAAGGAUGAAAAGGAUGAAUUUUAUAUUGAAGAUGAUAACUCUACCAUUAGUAUUCAAGCAUUGACUAUUUACUUGUCUACAACAAGUACUCAAGCAUCGACUGAUGCUUCCUUGCCCACAAUAACAUUAACUGAUGUUUCCUUGCCUACAAUGAGUAUUCAAUCAUCAAUUAAUGCUUUCUUGCUUGCAACAAGUACUCAAGCAUUGACUGACUUUUCCUUGUCUAUAAUUAGUAUGAGUACUCAAGCAUUUAUUGAUGUCUCUAUCCAAAAUGAUGAUUUAAAGUUUGUUAAAGGGAAUGAACCAGAAAGUGUAGGAUGGAUUAAACACUGGAUUUUAUCAAGUGGAACCGAUGUAGAUCAAUUACAAGAUGAAGAUAACCAAGAGAAGGAUGAGAAGGAUGAAUUUUAUAUUGAAGAUGAUAACUCUAUCAUUAGUAUUCAAGCAUUGACUAUUUACUUGUCUACAAUGAGUACUCAAGCAUCAACUAAUGCUUCUUUGCCCACAAUGAUUACAAAGAUGAAAAUACCAAAGAAGAAAAAAGAUGAAUCUUAUAUUGAAUACUAUAGAGACUCUACUAUGAGUAUUCAAGCAUUGACUGAUGUUUCCUUGCCUACAAUGAGUAUUCAAUCAUCGAUUAAUGCUUUCUUUCUUGCAACGAGCACUCAAGCAUCAACUGACUUUUUUUUGCCUACAAUGAGUAUGAGUACUCAAGCAUUUAUUGAUGUCUCUAUUCAAAAUGAUGAUUUAAAGUUUGUUGAAAAGAAUGAACCAAAGAGUGUAGGAUGGAUUAAACACUGGAUUUUAUCAAGUGGAACCGAUAUAGAUCAGAUAUUGGCUGACUAUAGAUGCAAAAUUCCAGAAUCACAAAAAUGUAUUAAGCUUCUAAAAGAAACAAGCCAACUAUUCACUACAGAAGAUUGGACUGAAAUGUUAAAAAGCUUAGAAGAUAAGAUAGAGAUUGUUAAAGAUGACAUACCUGAUAUUAUAUAUUUGUUUUUUGACAAAAACAAUGAAAAUAGUAAAAACAUUGUAAUAGCAAUUGAUGGAAUCUCUUUGCAAAAAGCACAAAAUCAUUUUUAG
This is a messenger RNA of Dentiscutata erythropus, 1107 nucleotides long. The record is from the annotation of a GenBank genome assembly. Lineage: Eukaryota; Fungi; Glomeromycota; Glomeromycetes; Diversisporales; Gigasporaceae.